Messenger RNA from Syzygium oleosum, 2885 nucleotides. RefSeq lists its product as uncharacterized. The record is from RefSeq and is a predicted model, not a curated record. The transcript is spliced from 9 exons. The coding region runs from base 53 to 1096 and encodes 347 amino acids. NCBI's taxonomy places the organism in Eukaryota, Viridiplantae, Streptophyta, Magnoliopsida, Myrtales, Myrtaceae.
CGGGUUACUCCCAUUCUCUCCCUCCCUUUCCCGCACUCGAACUCGCCGGAAAAUGUCGCUCCGAUUCACCGCCGCUCCGCUCCGAUUCGAUCCCGAACGGGCGUCGUCGACCGCCGCGAGGCCCAACCCGCGUCCGCUUCCUCUUCUUCGCAAAUCCCAAGCCGGACUCGAUCGGGAGCUCUCUCGCCGGCGGCUCUUCAUCCUCGGCGCCGGCUACGUCGGCCGGUCCUUCGCGCUGCAUAUGAAGGACCGGGGAUGGGCUGUUUCGGGGUCUUGCCGGAGCCUGGAGAAGAAGAUGCAGCUUGAGGAGGAGGGUUUGGAUGCACACGUUCUGGACGCGAAUGUACCAGAGUUGAGUACUCUGGACAUUUUGAAAGAUUAUACCCACCUACUUGUUUCUAUACCCCCUGUGAGGGGCGUUGGCGAUCCGAUGCUACAACACCGAGAAUUUCUCGAGCGCGUGCUGAGAGAUGGAAAUCUGCAAUGGCUCUGUUAUUUGUCAUCUACAGGUGUGUAUGGAGAUUGUGGUGGUGAAUGGGUGAAUGAAGAUUAUCCAGUAAAUCCUUCAACUGAGUUGGCUAGAUUGAGGUUACGUGCUGAGGAGGAAUGGCUAGAUGUAGGCCACAAUCUUGGAAUUUCUUCCUUGGUGCUCCGACUUGGAGGCAUAUAUGGCCCUGGAAGAAGUGCCCUUGAUACAAUAAUUAGCAAAAAACCUUUGUCGGACAGUCAGAAGACGAGAAUAUCAAGGCAAUACACAUCCAGAGUUCAUGUUGAUGACAUUUGUCAAGCACUCAGAGCUGGUAUUUAUGUGCCAUUUUCGAGCAAUAUAUACAAUGUUGUCGAUGAUGAUCCAGCACCAAGGGAAGAAGUAUUCAAGUAUGCAGAGGACUUGGUUGGGAAAAGGUUUUCUGGCUGGUUUCAAGAUGACAAAUAUCCUAAACGAACAGAGUCAACAAUACAGAAAGUGAGUAGAAGGGAUGAGAAGCGAGUUCUGAAUACUCGUUUGAAACAGGAGCUAGGAAUUAAGCUGCUUCAUCCAAGUUAUAAAUCAGGGCUUCAGAGCAUUAUCGAGCAGAUUGACGUGGAUUAUGGGUAGUUAGCUAGGUGAACCAGUCACAAACUUUUCAGGCAUUUGACAACCUCAACAGCUUGAUGUUCUUGUUGUCAUUCCAUAGAUCUCCCUAUGGGGAUUUUUAUGAAUGUGGAGCGCUGCUGCAGGAUUGGCCACCAAGCAUUGCGGUUUUUUCACAAAGGGAGACUCAUAUCAUCACUCUGAUGCCAUCCUGUGCAGUUGACUGAGGCAUCUUAAUCUUCAGAGACAACGCUUCAUCCAUAGCAAUGUGGUUUAAACAUGGUGUAUAUGCCACGUGGUUGCUACUCUCUAAAGCCAAAAGAGGAAAUAUCUUUUGUUAAGUGCUGAAGCGAGUAAAUGAUCCAGAUGGUUAUGCAUCAACUGUACCUCGAAAUGUCAAUUUAAAGCAACCAAAAACUUUUGGUAACAAGAGUCCUGAUUACCAUAUAUUGAUACAAGAACUUUUACUGAUAGCUUUGCGGAGGCUGUCGCCGAAAGAUGUGAGAAUAGCAUCUUAUGGAAUUUUGCAGAUUUUAUAAAGCAUCAUGUUUAAAGGUUCUUGAUGUCGGUGAGUUAGAGAGGCUGCAGUCUCAAUUUGUGGUAACAAUAUGCAAUAUGGAAACAAUAAUUCCACCAGGUUUCUUUACCGCUAUGGUUCAUUUAGUUAUUAAUUCAGCAGCAGAGGCAAACGUGGCCGGACAUGUGCAUUGCCAAUGGAUGUUAUUACCUGAAAGGUGAAAUGUUUUAAUCUUGAGAUUACUUUAUUUUUGUUUAUACACUAAACAUGAACUAUAUCGUGUGUCCAUCGGUCCUUCUAUAUGUCAAAAUCUUAUGUUCGAACUAGAGGACAUCCCAAAGGUUCCAUUGCAGAAGGGUAUCUUACGGAAGAAAGUGUCGCAUUUUGUUCGAGAUACUUCAAUAACCCUUAUUCAAUAGGGAGUAGUCAAUCCGAUAGAAAUCUUGAUAGUAGGAUAGUCUUGAAAAGGCUAUUUCAAUAUUUUUGUUUGUUAUUUGACGCCUGUCUUUGACUGUGCACACUGACUUUGAAUCUGAGAUCAAGAGAAAAAAUCGUCCUCAUCAGCUAUCUAGAAGAGAGUUGGACAGAUGAAAUGGAGGUUUCCAAACUUGAUUUAUAUCUCGUGUACACGUUGCUUCUUUGGAGAGCAACGAAAACACAAAUUGAUGAAAUUAGACGGCUAGCUCAAGGACCAGAUACUGUGGGGGAGACGAUUCAAGGGGUAUGCCGUAGAUGGCAUCCGAUUUCAAACAAGAGAUCACGAGAAGAGUAGACCGGCUAAAAUAGUGGACUUAUCAUCAUCAAGUCAAAGAUUUCAAGCUGCGCAGUGCGAUGGACCAACACCCAAUUAUGGGUGAUCUCACGUGCUACGGUUGGAACUUGAGUGAUGAUCCAUGUGUGUUGGUCUCUCAGGUUCAACAAAGUGUUUUAUGUGCAAGAUAUGUGGGACAAAUAUCGGUGGGUUGCUGUCAAGACUCUUGCUAGAUACCUUCUUACAUAGGCGACGAUCCCUUCGCCAAAGAUAACAGCAGAAUGAUCGGAGAUGAAUUCCUUGAUUCAGUUGAGGACAAUCUCAAUUGGGUUUGGAGAUUAUGCUAAUGGAAAUGCUGAUUGACAAGCCACACAUGCUUCAACCCAUGGAGACAAUCGAAAGUCCAGUCUUGAGUUUGAAUAUGAUGAUACUUGAAGCUAACUUGGUCAUUAGAUAACUUAGAAUAGCUUUUAUGUUUGGGUCUUUCUUAGACAACCUUCUUGACAAUUUCUUUUAAUAUUUCAUAUUCAAUUUGUUGCAUUGAA